Molecule: messenger RNA, 1869 nt
Organism: Camelus dromedarius (Arabian camel)
Lineage: Eukaryota; Metazoa; Chordata; Mammalia; Artiodactyla; Camelidae
Gene: TAF1D
Product: TATA-box binding protein associated factor, RNA polymerase I subunit D
Exons: 14
Coding region: 229-927 (232 amino acids)
Biological process (GO): regulation of DNA-templated transcription
Cellular component (GO): nucleoplasm; RNA polymerase transcription factor SL1 complex; nucleus
Source: RefSeq, a predicted model, not a curated record
UCCGCGCUGUUGUAGAGGUCGGUUGUUGGCGUGUGGAGUGCUGCGGUGCCGGGGUUGCUGAAUGCGGACUUCCGCGGCCGGAGUUGUGGGCAUUGGACACGCAGCUGAGCCCCGUGCAGAGCCCGCGCUGCUUGUGCACGCCGUCUGCCGUCUGGACGGAAAUCUGUUCAAAGCAAAGGACAAGUGACAAAUAAGACAAGAGAGGAGCUUGGAGAAUACAUAUCAGGAAUGGAUUCUCUCAACUGUGUAACAGCAUCAGAGUCAACUAUGGAAAUUGAGAAUCAAAGUGAUAACUCUUCCUCUGGUAGCGGUAGCAGCAUAUUUAAAACUCAGUGUGUUCCCAUUCCACCUAAACGGAGGCAAAGAAACGCUGUUAGAAAAUUUGUUCGCUUACCUGAAAGUGUUCAGGCAAGAGAUUCAUCUAGUGACUCAUCUAUAGAACCAAGACCAUUGACUUUAAAAGCUAUUUUUGAAAGAUUCAAACAAAAGAAAAAGAAACGUAAAAAGAGGAAAUAUAAGCCAAAAGGAAGAUCAGCGGGAAGACCAAAAGGAAGGAGGAACACUAGAAGGUCACAAAUAAGUGAGAAACAAAUUAAAGACAAAAGACUUAGUUUCCCAUUUUUAGAAUCAGAAAAUGGAAGAAAAGCAUCACCUUGGAGAAAAAUUUUAACCUUUGAGCAAGCAGUGGCAAGAGGAUUUUUUAACUACCUUGAAAAACUGAAGUAUGAAUACCACCUCAAGGAAUCCUUGAAACAGAUGAAUGUUGGUGAAGAUUUAGAAAAAGAAGACCUUGAUAGUCGUAGAUACAAAUACUUGGAUGAUGAGGGAUCUCUCUCUCCUAUCGAAGAGUCAGCAGCAGAAGAUGAGAUUGCAACAAAUCUUCAACAUGAUGAAUGUGAUAUUAAGUUGGUGGAAAUGCAAGAAUAAAAAUAAGAAUUUUAUGGAUAAUCGAUGAGAACAUGGACUUCAGUACUUUUGUAAGUUUUAAUGUGUGCGUGCUACUGGGAUAUCAAGUGAGAAAAUCAGAAGUUAGUUUGGAUUUGUAACAUAAUCUAUAUGUAGUCUCCAGUUUAAGUAACCCAGAGUCCAGUUAUGUGUAAUCACUAAAGGAAUUAAAUUACUAAAUCUAAUUCUACUAAAUGUAAUUUAAAUACUAAAUGUACUUACUAAAGGAAUGUAAUUAUUAAAGAAAUAAAGUUUCAGUUACUGCUUUUAUGCAGGAAGAUAAUUAUUUCAUAAUGAGUUAUGAAUUACCAAAGAAGAAGAAUGUAUGUUUGGAACAAGAGGAAAAUACUGAAGAAACUGCUUUGUCUAAAAAGAGAGCAUCAAAAUCCAAAAAGCACUAGACAGAAGACAGAAUGGCCUGAAAAGGAGAUAGGCAUGUGAAUGCCAGACAAGGCUUUUAUCUUGAAAAGUGUCUGGACUUUACAAAAAAGGUAUUGGCAACGAUCAGUACUGUUCUAAGGUGUGAUAAGCUUAGGAGUAAAUGAUUUGAACUUAAUGCAUAUUUAGAGGGUGUCUGAAAUUCAGAACCAAGCAGAUCAAUCUUCCCUGACCCCAGAUACGUAAUAGUCCUGAAGUAAAUUGCUUGAGAAAAUUGGAUCCCAAAGAUUACAGGUGAGUUUUCUGAAGUGUGCUCAUGUUCCACUGGAAAUCAAAGCCCAACUAAAAGAAUUACGGGCUGACUGACAACUGUUGAUUGACCAAAAAUCAUUGAAAGGGCUGCCUUGAAGAUUAUAUGACUCAGACAUUGGAGGAACUAAGGGUUGAUGGGCAAUGGAAAGAAUCAGAACGUGUUAAAUUCUUAAAAAGUUUAUUGACUUAAAUUAUAUUACACAAUAAAAAAAAUUUACACUUUUUGUAGAAAAA